This is a messenger RNA of Oikopleura dioica, 3783 nucleotides long. Lineage: Eukaryota; Metazoa; Chordata; Appendicularia; Copelata; Oikopleuridae. The record is from the annotation of a GenBank genome assembly.
AUGCUGAAAUUUAUUGUUUCAUUAGUUCUAGCCUUGCUCUCUGCAGGGGACCUUGCAGAUGAUUAUGAUGACGAAUCAGUUAUUCGGAAAAAGGCGCGAACGCUGCCAGGCGACGAGUGGCUUAGCCUCCCGGAACUAAGUCCCAGCUCUCUAAGUGGCCCGCUUUUGCUGCAGACGAUUGACGGCCGACUCCAUGCAGUGGAUCCCCUGGACGGAUCGACUAAAUGGGACACUGUGAUAAAAAGAGACUGGUUUCCGCAAUACAAAGAACCCAACGCUGACAACUUCGACUUGAGCUUCGUGCCUGAUCCAUCAGAUGGAUCCAUUUACUACUUCGAUCGUUCUGAAACAGAUUAUGGCGAGCAGGCAGAGCUUCGAAAAAUGGGAAUGACGAUUCAAGAAAUGAUCGAAAGCUCUCCAACAAAAGCAGAAGACGGUAAGCUAUACGUCGGCGACAAAAAGGACAACUGGCAGAUCUUGGAUUCAACGACGGGAGACGUUAUUCAAAAAAUCGACCAAGGUGGUGGAGAAUCUAAAAUUCCAACGCCGAUUCCGCUUCAUCACGAGAAAUUAUUCGUGGGCUACACUGUCUACUCACUCACAAUUUUCGACAGUAACACUAAUGAGGUCAAAUGGAAUUUAACCUACUCGGAGCUCGCAGCAAAAGAGUUAGAACUGAGCAAUCCUCAAAUACGUAUCGAAGUCUGUUCAAACUGCGGAACAAUCGUCGCUAAAAACUUUCUUGACAACACUAUCAAGUGGCAAGCUAAUUUUGGAUAUCCGAUCAUUGGAGCUUACAAUAUUUACAAUGGAGGUCUCUUCAAGUUUCCCUUCCAGUCCUUCGACUCCGGCUACUUUGAACCUUUUCGCCCUAAAGACACACGUAGUCUGCAGGUUUACGUCGGUCUCUAUGGAAAAAAGCUCUAUGUUUUAAAUAGUAUGGCGCCUAAUUACAUGAUGCUGCCGGAAAUGCCGUCAUCGACAGAUUCUGGAACGAAUCCGUUGGGCUACUAUCCUCUGCCUGUUACCGACUUGAAGCCGACAAAAUACGCUUCUGAUGGAGUACGCCUCUUACCAGGGAAGAGCACGGAUGUAUGCGGCUCUCCUGAUGAAUCUUCUGGACCGAAUCUGAACAACAACCCCGGUAGCGAGAGCUUGACCAACUGCCCUGCCCCGAGCCAAAUUCCCGGACGCGAUCUCCCGGGUGCCUCAGCAAGCGAUCGAAAAGAUGCGGCCGUACAAGUUGAGGUUUUACCUAAUUCAGAUAAUAAUCUUUUGGAAAGUGAGCAUAUGGGGAUAUUUGCUCGAUUGCAAGGCUCGAAGAGUGAGAGUAAAUUCUUGACCGCCAUUGACAUUACUCGGGAAACGCUAUCCAACGUUCAUGUUCUUCAGGCGCUUGUUCUCCUUCUCUUUCUGAUUCUUAUUGUGCAGUUUUCUUGGCGAAACAUCUUCCCCAAAGCGCCGCAUUCAAUCGGAAAGAUAUCCUUUGACCCGAGUGAGUUCCUCGGGAAAGGAUGUAUGGGAACUUCCGUCUUCCGCGGAUCUUUCGACGGGCGCGAUGUUGCAGUCAAAAGGUUGCUGGUUGAUAGCUAUCAGUUAGCAGACAGAGAAAUCGACUUGCUGCGCCAGGCUGACCAUCCAAAUUUGCUACGCUACUUUUGCUCGGAGAAGGACCGACAAUUUAUUUACAUCGCCCUCGAGUUAUGUCAAGGAGACUUAGAUUUUUACGUACAAAAUCAGCACACCUUCGAAAGCGAUCUCCCGCGUGAUGAGAUUUUGAAGCAUUGUUGUGCCGGGGUCGAGCAGUUGCAUUCUCUUGGAGUUAUCCAUAGGGACAUCAAGCCAAGUAACAUCCUCAUCACUUACGGAAAUAGACAUAGGUGUCGUAGAGCUGUAAUCGCAGAUUUCGGGCUAUCGCGGCAAGUCAAUCCAGGCAGACACUCGAUUUCCGUCACGGAUCUUCACGGAACGGAAGGUUGGGCAGCACCAGAAGUAUUUCAGUGUGAUGUCAGCAAAAUUACAUAUUCGGUGGAUAUCUUCUCGCUCGGAUGUGUAUUUUAUUUCGUACUAUCCGACGGAAAGCAUCCUUACGGCCAUGAGUUCUUCAUGCGCCAAGCUCGCAUCCGUCAAGGAAAACACGACCUCAAAGGAAUUUCUUCUCUUCAUGAAAAUCUCAUUUUGAAUAUGAUUCAACCUGAUCCCCAACAUCGGCUCCCAAUGAAAGGUGUCCAGGAACAUCCAAUAUUUUGGAAUUCGGACAAGAAAAUCCGAUUUCUGGCGCUCACAUCUGAUCGCCUCUCUCAAAACCCGCAAGAACAGAAAAACAUCGAGAACUUCGAAAUGACAAAAUAUCUGGAGAUGAACUCCGAGCGAAUCGCCGGAAGCGAUUGGCGCCUUCGCUUGGAGUCGGAAUUACAGGAAGAUCUUCGAAAGUUCCGAAAUUAUAAUGAUGGGAUAAGAGACUUGCUCCGUGCUCUUCGCAACAAGCGGCACCAUUUCCGCGAUUUGACUUGCGAAGCACGUGAAAUUCUGGGCGAAACAUCGGAGUCUUUUUUCCACUACUGGUCACGCGCGUUUCCGAAUCUUCUCCGGAUCACAUAUGAGGCGGUUAGCCUUGACUACGAGAAAACCAAUGAUCCUUUCUUCUCCAUCUUCUUCGACCAAUCUUACUGCAGCGUCUUGGCUGCAAAUGUCCGCCGAGUCGCAUAUGAAACUCAGCCAGAGCUUACAUCCAGAUAUUUCAAUAAGUCUACAGCUAUUCAAAACGCAGAGAAUAACGAAGUUCUACUUACAAAUAGCCCGAUCGUCCAAGCCGUACCGAAGGAGUUCGACAUCAACCAAAAAGAUAAUCAGAGCGAAAGGGAGCCAGAAAUUAUAACUCCAAGCAAAGAGAAUGACGAUAGAGAAGCCUCAAAGCUACAGCCUGCUCUCAAGUCUACAAAUUUAACCAACAAAUCGGCCGGCGAAAGUCCAAAGAUGAUCCCUUACUCUCACAAAAUCAAAACUAAACUCAUUUUUCAAGAAAGGAGUCCAAAGAGAAUCCGAUACCGCCCCAAUGACGAAGAUUCAUCUUGUUUAAUGCUUGACGGGUCCACCCGGACUAUACAUAGAGAUGUUCCUAUUCGGAGUGAACCAGAGAUAAUUGAGUCAGACCGACGUGAAUCCGAAAGAGUACGAUUGGCUAAAGAAGGUUUCAAAAUUUCAAAAUCUGGGUCGUCUGCUCCGGACACAAGAAACUCCUUUUCCAAUGAAGCUGCUGAUGAUUCUUUCUCGAAUCGUUUCCAUGGUCUCUCAGACAAUGACUACAGUAAUCUUGAGCCGCGAAUAAUUCCAGAGCUCCUUCCACAAUUUCCCCUCCAAGCUCUUCCCGAAAUUAUCUCAAAUUCUACGGCCGGAAAUCUCAUUCAGCGCGGUAUCUCUUUCGUUCGUCAGCUCUCUACAAGCUCAGACACUGCUGAUUCAAGUAACGUCGGCCGAAAGAUUUGCGAAGAACUCUUGCUCGACGAUGAUGAAGAUUCAGACAACGAGAAUAUUCCUGGAAGCGACGAGGAAAUUAUUUUCGGCCCAAUCGGCACACCCAAAUCGAGUCGCGUAAUAGCCAAGAAGCAAAGCCCUGUCAAUAGGUUUGGACCCGAAUUCGACGAUUACGAUGACUCGCGCUGUCUGAUCACGCCUGAAUCCGUCUCCGACUCUGAAUCUAAAAUGCCUUUCGAAGACGCUUCCAACAAUAAGAAAACUUCAAACAGACGUAAGCGCCCAACGAAGAAGAAAAAGCGCCGUUGA